Molecule: messenger RNA, 577 nt
Organism: Theileria equi strain WA
Lineage: Eukaryota; Apicomplexa; Aconoidasida; Piroplasmida; Theileriidae
Product: calmodulin, putative
Exons: 4
Coding region: 55-504 (149 amino acids)
Molecular function (GO): calcium ion binding; enzyme regulator activity
Source: RefSeq, a predicted model, not a curated record
ACAGUAAAUAAAAACACACUCGUUAUACAACAAGACAGACACAAUCAACAGGAAAUGGCGGAUCAAUUGAGUGAGGAGCAAAUUGCCGAGUUCAAGGAGGCUUUCUCCCUAUUCGACAAGGACGGAGAUGGAAGCAUUACAACAAAGGAGCUUGGAACCAUCAUGAGGUCCCUUGGUCAGAAUCCAACAGAGGCUGAGUUGCAGGAUAUGAUCAACGAAAUCGAUACCAACGGAAGCGGAGCCAUUGACUUUCCCGAAUUCCUCAUUCUAAUGGCUCGGAAGAUGAAGGAAGGCGAUACGGAAGAAGAGCUGGUGCAGGCGUUCAAGGUGUUUGACAGGGACGGGAACGGCUUCAUAAGUGCGCAAGAGCUCCGUCACGUGAUGACAAAUCUGGGCGAAAAACUCACCAAUGAGGAGGUUGACGAAAUGCUCAGGGAGGCCGACGUUGACGGAGAUGGCAAGAUCAACUACGAGGAGUUUGUCAAACUCAUGGUCUCCAAGUAAAGGACCAGAUCUGUAGCUAAGGGCAAAUGUACACGCAAUAGUGCGUGUGUAGAUGAAAUUAUUGACCAGAGUU